CGUGCCCUCCCCUCGCCCCUCCUCCAGCCAAGGUCGCCGGGGUGGGCAGAUUCCUCGGAGCCGCCGCUGCUUCUGUGCUUGGUGCUAGGCUGUCACCCCGGGCCGGCUUGCAGCACGCGUUUCCUGUCACUCCGCCCCACCCACUGGAACCCGAACCCGGGCCAGAGUGGGCCCUUGGGCUGGUCCCUUCCCCUCGCUGCACCUUUGCUAGGGAUCAUUAUAACGUGAACGGGCCCCAGCGCAGAUUCGAGUGGCUGUUCAGAAACUGCGACGCCCCUCCCAACAUUUGGUUUCCUCGCCUGUCAGAUGGAGAUAAGCCGUAUACUUGUCUCAGGGUUACUGUGAGGAUUGAGAUGACGUGAGUAUGUCUGGCAUGUAGAGUUGCUCAAUAAAUGUACGCCGCCUUCUGCUGUUCAGAGCUGUCAAGAUGUCUGACAAGAACCAGAUAGCUGCCAGAGCUUCCCUUAUUGAGCAACUGAUGGCUAAAAGGAAUUUUGAGGAUCUUGGCAACCACCUUACUGAGCUAGAAACUCUGUGUGUGACUAAGAAGCAUCUCCAGGAGACAGAUGUGGUCAGGGCUGUGUACAGAGUCCUCAAAAACUGCCCCACGGUGGCUUUGAAAAAGAAAGCCAAGUGUUUGCUGAAGGAUUGGAAAGCUCUGUAUAAGGAUACUCACUUCAAACCAAGGGACAGCCCUCAAUUAUUCCCUCUGGGUGGAAAUAAAGAAGAAAAUUCAGGCCUUUCUCAUGACCCCAGUCAGGAUGAGCUAUUGGGCGUCUCCAGUUCUGAUUCUCUGCUAUCAUCCCAAGAUGUUAUGGCAAAAGCCACUGAAAUGAUUGUGCCUGAAAAUAGCUCCGGUCCAGUGGAACCUAAGGAAGGGCAUUUCAGGGGUGGUGACCCUGAAUCCACUGACAGUAGAUCCAGUGAGUUGCUGGAUCCCGCAGUGCCCGUGAGAACUAAAUGCACACAGCUUCUUUAUGAAGCUUUAACUAGUUCUUCCACACAUCAGCCUAAAGCUGAUUUAUGGCAAAACUUCGCAAGAGAAAUUGAAGAGCACGUUUUUGCCCUUUAUUCAAAGAACCUCAAAAAAUAUAAAACUUGUAUCAGAAGCAAAGUUGCCAAUCUGAAGAACCCCAAAAAUUCUCACUUACAAGAAAACUUGCUGUCUGGGGCCAUGUCUCCAAGAGAAUUUGCUGAAAUGAGUGUCAUGGAAAUGGCAAGCAAGGAACUGAAGCAGUUGAGAGCCUGCUACACAGAAUCUUGCAUACAGGAACAUCACCUUCCCCAAGUGAUGGAGGGCUCACAGACCAAGAAAAUAAAAUGCAGGCGUUGUGAGAAAUUCAACUGCCAAGUCACUGUAAUCGCCAGAGGAACACUUUUCCUUCCAAGUUGGGUGCGGAAUUCAAACCCAGAUGAAGAAAUGAUGACCUAUGUAAUUUGUAAUGAAUGUGGGGAGCAGUGGUACCAUAGCAAGUGGGUGUGCUUAUAAUUGUAAAUAUAUGUUCUCUUAACAACAGAUAAUGAGUGAUGUACUUUUUGAGGGGACGUGGGUGCUGAGGUCUUACUGGUUUGGUUGGUUUUUUUGAUUGCGAUAUUGACAUAUUAGUUUCAGGCAUACAACAUAAUGUCUCGAUAUUUGUAUAUCUUGCAAUAUGAUUACCACAAUUAGUCUAGUCAACAUCCAUCACCUCUACUCUCUUAGCAAUUUUCAAAUAUGUAAUACAGU
Molecule: messenger RNA, 1726 nt
Organism: Equus quagga
Lineage: Eukaryota; Metazoa; Chordata; Mammalia; Perissodactyla; Equidae
Gene: TCEANC
Product: transcription elongation factor A N-terminal and central domain containing
Exons: 3
Coding region: 428-1489 (353 amino acids)
Biological process (GO): DNA-templated transcription
Cellular component (GO): nucleus
Source: RefSeq, a predicted model, not a curated record